UACCUCGAAUAACAGCCUUGAGACGUGCCCUUCAAGCGGCUCACUGAUUCCUGAGGGCAGCGACGCUGAGCUGUGCCCCCCCCUCGGCUGGCGGCAGUGGUAGCGCCCGGGGCUUGUGCUGGGCGCGCACUUCGAAGGCGCGGACCGCCGGCAGCGGGCGUUCCCCGUGAGGGGUACCGGCGUUCUCGGCGGUAACGCCUGCCGCUUCCAUUCGCAGCGCUUACGGUUGGCGUUCCGUGUCCGUGCUGGCGGUGAGCAGUCGUGCUGUCAGCCCGCAGUACGCGUCGUCUGCCGCCUGCUCCGUGAGCUGACUGCUGCUGGUUGUGAGCAACUGACAACGUCAGUAACUUGGACUGUGAGAAAUGGACAACAGCAUUUAUCAAGUUUAUGAAGAUGAAAUUCAGUUGCUGGAAGAAGAGAUUAAACUGUUGGCUGAAAAAUAUGAAGAUAUCCAACAGGAAUCCACCUUUUUUUCUGAGGAAGAAGUAUUGACGUCAAUAAAACUAUUCCAAAGAGAAUUUCAGGGAGAACAUAAGGGACAUGGACCUCCGUUGGACCUGAAAGCUGAACUUGAAAGUCUAGAGAGAGACCUCUCCUUUUUAAUGAAGUUUACUGGUAUUCAGAUCACAAGUCAUUCUAAGAAAACAUUAGAAAAAACUGCAAAUAGAACAGUGCAGAAACACAAAGUAUCUGGAAAUUGCUGGUCCUUGCCUUUUUGUUUGGAAUUCCAGCUCCUUGAAAUGAAGAGCAAGGAGAAUGUGUCUGCUGCUGUUACUGAUCUCAGCAUUGUAAUAGAAUCUGGACAAUAUUCAGAAUUAAGCAAGUUUGUGACCAGCGCUGAAGAACAUGGAAAUCUUUUGCUGUUUUUCAGAAGCCUUUUAUCUUAUGCUGAGUGGUGUGAACAUCGUAGAUGCACAUUCCUACAUUUCAAGGAGAAGAGAAUAUUAGCUCAGAUGUUUGUGUUCAAGGGGCAGUGCCCUGGCUUGGUAUUCACGUUGUUUUUACCGUGCUGUUGUUGGGAUCCUUAUACAUGGAGGAAAACAAGAAUAUCAGCGCCUUUUCUCUGGAGAGCAAGAUGUUGUUUAUUGCUAUUAAAUUUCAUUUUGAAGAACAGCAGCAACAGGGAAAAAAAAACAGCAAAAGGAAAAAUUAAAAUAACACUUGUGGUCUUUGGCAUUUAAGUGUUAGUUCUAAAGGACUGGAACUGUCUCUUUUGAAAGUGUGACAGCAUGUGUUUGGGCUACAGCACUUCCAGUUCUGAAAUGUUUUACUUGAACGGGAGAUAAACUGUUCCUCCCUCUCAACUGGAAAAUAUGGUUUAAAUUUUGUUUUAAGUUACCAUUAUUUGGCAUGUUUACUUUGUCUUUGUACUGGUUUUAAGAUAAGAAACUCUCCCACAAAGUUAAAAAAAAAAAUAAAAUACUGUAGUCUUGCAAACACAGAACAUCUUAUAUGAUGAAUGGUUGAUGUUAUGGGAGGAUGUUCAGCUGUUUAACUCUUUUUUAGUGCUUUAGCUCAAUUUUAUUUAGCUCAAGCCUUUAGUGUAAUUAAACUCAGCAUAAUCAUGGCUUUUCAACUGUAUUAUGAAUUGUGAACUGCUUGGAUUCCUUAGGCUCUUCUGAGUUCUGUGCUAGGCUAGUAUUUUUUGUUCAUCUGGUUGGUUCAUCCUGAUAGUGUUUAAAAAAAAAAUGUUUUUCCCCACUUGACCAAUUCUUAGAUCAGCCUCAUGAUAGUAGCCACUGUUGUUUCAGGCAAAGUGGUUUAGUAAGCUGUUGAAAAUACUUCUCAUUUAAAAAAAUGAAAAGACAUUAGACAGGAGAUGACUUUGAAAUCAUCAUGUGUACCUUAAGGAAACAAUUUUAAAAGUUAGUUGAUCAGGCUGAAUGUAAACAAUAGUGAUAUUGUCAUGGCUUAAUGAUUUUUCAUUGGUGUUCCACAUGAUAAUACUGAUCAAAACCAUGACAGAUAUUUCAUGCAGAAUGCAUCUCAGUGAAGGUACAUUCAUUGAAGUCAUUGUAUGCUACAGGUUUAUGUCAGUACUAGAGUACCAUUUCUGAAGUGACUUCUGUUGGCAAAGAUGCUGUUGAGAAAAAGAUUGGCAUGGGAGAACAUUUAUCCAAUCUGAUGAUAGGCCUGUGAAGAGAUUUUCAAGGCCUUUUAUUUCUGCAAGCGUUCUUAAUUCUUUUAUUUAGAAAUAGAAGACUUUCUGAGAUCAGAAAAUUAAGAAAUGGACAACAGAUCAAAUCUAACAAUUUAAAAUGUAUUCAAAGCUUGCCUACUAAGGAGAAUAUGUGUAUUGUAACUUUAUAUCCUGUGUUGGCUCCUGUGAAAGUGGCUGGAGGUAGCUUUUAACAUUUGGAUCAAACAAGUGACUAGUUGUAACUAUUCACACUCAGACAAUAUUAAAUAAUGAAUCUGUA
This is a messenger RNA of Numida meleagris (helmeted guineafowl), 2420 nucleotides long. It is a transcript of the gene CENPP, whose product is annotated as centromere protein P. The coding region runs from base 363 to 1181 and encodes 272 amino acids. Gene Ontology annotation, cellular component: nucleus; chromosome, centromeric region. NCBI's taxonomy places the organism in Eukaryota, Metazoa, Chordata, Aves, Galliformes, Numididae. The record is from RefSeq and is a predicted model, not a curated record. Gene Ontology annotation, biological process: CENP-A containing chromatin assembly. The transcript is spliced from 7 exons.